Lycium ferocissimum is the source of this 1923-nucleotide messenger RNA. RefSeq lists its product as uncharacterized. The record is from RefSeq and is a predicted model, not a curated record. Bases 1 to 1923 code for a protein of 640 amino acids. Lineage: Eukaryota; Viridiplantae; Streptophyta; Magnoliopsida; Solanales; Solanaceae. The transcript is spliced from 6 exons.
AUGAACAACCUUCAGAAAAAAAGAUCUAGUGUCAAAAAACAUGAGUAUCAAAAAUCUGAUACAGGGGAGCAUAAAAAAUCUGAUACAGGGGAGCAUCAACAAGAUGAUACUGGGACAGUAGUGGUUAUUGCAGAACAGUCACUUAACAAGCUUCAAAUUAAAUCAGGAGGACAAGAUCUUGAAGCAUACAAUGGAACAGAAUUUGAAAGAAGUGGCCAGAGGAGGGGAUUUAUCUCCAAAGAUUUUGGAAAAAAGGGUGUAAAGGCAAAGAAGAAAGUUGCAAAGGAUCUUAGUGCAUCACCAGGAGAAGAUAUCUUUGAUUGUCACAUUUUAGUUGAUCAUCCACAACAUUUAGCUCUUAAACUUACUUUAAGAGGGAAUCAGGAUGAGAUGGUAGUCUCAUUGGUUUAUGCAAAAUGCAGUCAAGAGGAGAGAAUGGAGCUGUGGCCUUCUUUGGAGGAUAUUGCUACAACAAUGGUGGUACCAUGGCUAAUAAGUGGUGAUUUCAAUGUGAUAACCUCAGAUGAGGAGAAGUAUGGAGGCUUACCUGUCACAAUUAAUGAAGUACAAGAUUUUAGAGAUUGCGUACAAAGUUGUGGUGUGGCUGAUUUGGGUUUCAAGGGUAGUAAAUUCACAUGCUGGAAUGGUCAAAGUGGAGAUGAUUAUAUUUUUAAGAGGUUGGAUAUAUGCUUGGGUAAUCAUGCUCUGCAAAUGAAAUUCACUGCCAUAGAGAUUUCACAUUUUAUCAGAACUGGGUCUGAUCAUGUCCCUUUACUGAUAUCUUACUUUGGAGAGUCUGUGUCAGUUAAAAAACCCUUUAAAUUUUUAAAUUUUUGGGCUAAACACGAUAGUUUCUUGGAUAUAGUCAGAGCCUUGGUACAAUGGAGCAAGCAGACAUUUGGUAAUAUUUUUCAGGAAAUUGAAACUUUGGAAGAGGUGAUAAAGGAGUUCUGGAAACAAAAAGCUGGAAUGCAGUGGUUUCAAGAUGGGGAUAGGAAUACAAGGUUCUUUCAUGCUUAUGUGCAAGGGAGAAGGAGAAGAUUACAGUUGAAAAGAAUUCAUGAUGCAGAUGGAAAUUGGAUAGAGGAUGCUGAUGCUAUCACUGUGGAAGCUAUUGGAUUCUACCAGAAGCAAUUUACAAAGGAAGAAGACCCCACCUAUUUUGACAUGUUAGAUCAGGUUCCAAGACUGGUGUCUGAGGAGCAGAAUUGGGGAAUUGAACACAUGCCUACAAAGGAGGAAGUAAGAAAUGUGGUUUUUCAAUUAAAUGGAGAAAGUGCUGCAGGGCCAGAUGGUUUACAGGGCUGUUUUUUCAGUCUGAGCAUAGUUGAAAAUGUGCUCCUAACUCAAGAAAUCAUAUAUGAUAUCAGGCUGAGAACUAGGAAUGCUAAAGUAGUUAUGAAAUUGGAUAUGGCAAAGGCAUAUGACAGAGUAUCUUGGUUGUUUUUAACUAAGGUAUUGAGGAAACGUGGAUUUUCUGAAAGAUUGAUUGAUAUGGGGGAUCCUUUAUCACCUACUUUAUUCAUAUUGUCUGCAGAGGUAUUGAGUAAGAAUCUCAAUAAUUUACAUCAUGUACCACAAUUCAAGGGAUUUGGAAUGCAUAAAUGGAGUCCCAUGGUGAAUCAUCUAGCUUCUGCUGAUGAUAUGAUCAUUUUCUCUUCAGCAAAUAUGAUGUCCUUACAGCUUAUAAUGGAAAUUUUGAGGAAGCAUGAGAAAACAUCUGGCCAGAAGAUCAAUAAGGAAAAAAGUUCAGUGUAUAUGCAUAAGAAUGUGGCAGGAGAUGUCAGCAUUACAGUGGAGAUUGCUACUGGUAUAACUAGGAAGGAUUUCCCAUUUAUCUAUCUGGGUUGUCCUAUUUAUCAUAGUAGAAGGAAGAAAGAGUUUUUUAAUGCCAUUCUACUCAAGAUCAUGAACAGACUUUAG